CAAUUUCUAGUCUACCUCCUACGUGCCAUUCGUUUCGCUUCCUCGUGUUCGAAGCUGCGCAAGCUAUAGUGUCGUUUGGCCUGCUGUAGGGAGUGCAGCUGCCGCUGUCAAUGGGAAUCCAUGUCCGCUGCUGUGCUCGGUUUCAGGCGGGUUAUCCUUCGCGGGGCACCAAAACCAUCCCACUUUCACUUGAACAGCUGUGCACGCCAUCGACCAUUGAGCGUGACAACGAGACGAGCGCCGACUUCACGAUAUCCGAAUCCCGUAAACGCCGCUCGAUCGUCUAAAUUCGCUGCACUCUUGCAUUCCUUCCCACCGGCCCUCGCCAGUCGAUUUUGUUCCAGUCACGCCUCUAGCACCCUCGUCAAGAUGGCUUCCGAUCGAGACAUCCUUUCGGACCAUGUCAAACCAAUCAACUAUGCCAUAUCGCUGACAGAUUUGGCUGCUGGCGAGCCAUGGACCUACCAAGGCAAAGUCGACAUCGAAGUCGAAGUCAAGAAGUCCACAAAGUCCAUCACACUCAACACCCAUGAGCUCAAGGUGCACUCUGCCGAGCUGGUCACAGACUCAGGCAAGCACUCUUCAGCUGUCAAGGCUUCCGACAUUUCCUACGAUACGAAGCAUCAGCGAUGUACCUUCACAUUCGAUCAAGAGCUGGCACAAUCACCAAGAGCGGUUCUCUCGAUUGCGUUUGAAGGCGUAAUGAACAAUCACAUGGCUGGGUUCUACAGAUCAAAGUACAAGCCUACAGUGCCAGCAUCGCAGGGUGUGGCAAGGGACUCGGAAUGGCACUACAUGUUUUCGACACAAUUCGAGUCCAGCGACGCUCGCAGGGCAUUCCCAUGCUUCGACGAGCCAAACCUCAAGGCAACCUUCGACUUUGAAAUUGAGAUUCCUGAGGACUUGGUUGCGUUGAGCAACAUGCCAGAGAAAGAGACUCGUAAGAGCAAGGAUGGCCACAAGAUUGUUAGCUUCGACAGAACACCUAUCAUGUCAACGUACCUCUUAGCGUGGGCAAUGGGAAACUUCGAGUACAUCGAAGACUUCACGAGGCGGAAGUACAAUGGUAAGAGUCUGCCAGUCAGAGUAUACACCACCAAAGGCCUGAAACAGCAGGGUCAGCUGGCUCUGGAGAGUGCACACCAAGUCGUGGACUACUUUUCGGAGAUUUUCGAGAUCGACUACCCGCUGCCGAAGGUAGACUUACUCGCGGUUCAUGAAUUUUCACACGGUGCCAUGGAGAAUUGGGGCCUCAUCACAUACAGAACGACCGCGGUCCUCUUCGAUGAAAAGAACUCGGAUCAAAAAUACCGAAACCGGGUUGUUUACGUCGUAGCUCACGAAUUGGCCCACCAAUGGUUCGGCAACCUCGUAACGAUGGAUUGGUGGUCAGAGCUCUGGUUGAACGAAGGUUUUGCGACUUUUGUAGGCUGGUAUGCCGUCGACCAUCUCCAUCCUGACUGGAACGUGGACGCGCAAUUCGUCACCGAAGGCAUGCAAAUGGCCUUCCAGCUGGACAGUCUGAGAACCAGUCACCCUAUUGAAGUCCCGGUACGAAACGCGCUGGAAGUUGAUCAGAUCUUUGAUCACAUCAGCUAUUUGAAGGGCAGCUCUGUCAUUCGCAUGCUUGCAUCGCACCUGGGACACAAGACGUUCUUCAAAGGCGUGGCAGACUAUCUCAAAGCUAACAAGUACUCAAAUGCCACCACCAACGAUCUCUGGUCAGCACUUAGCAAGGCCUCUGGGCAGGACGUCACGGGGUUCAUGGAUCCCUGGGUCCGUAAGAUCGGCUUCCCUGUAGUCACUGUGGCGGAAGAGCCAGGUCAGAUCAGCGUCCAACAAUCGCGCUUCCUGUCAGCCGGCGAUGUCAAGCCCGAGGAGGACACAACUACCUGGUGGAUUCCGCUUGGGCUCAAGACUGGACCACAAGCCACGGAUGCCAAGCGUGAUGCAUUGACUGCCAGAGAAGACACAUAUCGUGACAUUGACACGAGCUUCUACAAGGUCAACGGAAAUCAGACAGGCUUUUAUCGCACAAACCUCCCUCCACCACGCCUGGUGGAGUUGUCAAAACAUCUUGACAAGCUAUCUAUCCAAGAUCGGAUUGGUUUGGUGGGAGACGCAGGUGCCCUGGCUGUUUCUGGUCACGGAACGACCUCGGCCGUGCUGUCUUUCAUCGAAGGCUUCCAUGUAGAAACCAACUACCUUGUUUGGAGCGAGGUGCUGACCACCCUCGGGAAAAUUCGACGCAUUUUUGCUUCUGAUGACGAAGUAUCUCAAGGUCUUAGAGCGUACACCCUGAAGCUGGUGUCUGCCGCCACUGAAAAGAUCGGCUGGACGUUUGCGCCCAACGACGACUUUCUCACUGGACAGCUGCGUGCUCUGCUCAUCUCCUCUGCAGGCCUUGCAGGCCAUGAAUCCAUUGUGGCAGAAGCCACAAAACAGUUCGACGCCUUCGUCGGCGGCGAUGCCCAAGCCAUUCACCCAUCACUUAGAGCUGCUGUCUUCAAGAUUGCGAUCAAGAACCAAGGCGAACAGGCCUACAGAGCCGUGCAGAAAGAGUUCUUGAACACCAAGUCCAUCGACGGCCGCGAAAUUACCCUUGCAUCCAUGGGCUCGGUGCCGACCAAGGAGCUCGCCAACGAUUACCUCAAAUUCGCAUUCGCUGGCAACGUGGCAAUUCAGGAUCUCCACACUGUCGGUGCAUCGCUGGCGAACAACUCCAAAGUACGCAGCACUGUUUGGGAGUACAUUAAGGCAGAGUGGCCUGCUAUCCGUGAGAAGCUCGGCGGAAACAUGGUCGUGCUGGAACGAUUCCUCCGCAUGUCUCUGCAGCGCUUUGCAGAUGCGAAGGUUGAGCAGGACAUUGCACAAUUUUUCGGCGAUAAAGACAACACCGGCUACGACCGAGGAUUGGCAGUUGUCUCCGACACAAUCAAGGGAAGUGCCCAAUACAAGGAGCGCGAUCUCGAGAACACGCGGGAAUGGUUGAAGGCGCACAACUACAUCAAGUAGGCAUUGUGAUCGCCACAAAGGUAUCAUGAAGGCGUUAGCCGGCGUAGUGCCACGGCUGUGUUUGUCAAAUGAUUCGGGAGAGAUGGCGGCAUUCCCGCUUCCCUGUUUCCCGGUCCUUCUGGCGGCACAAUGUCGUUUGCACACAUCUGGACGCUGGUGGGCUUAGAAGCCCUAUUUGCACAGAAAAACAAGAGGCUGAAUGCGAA
Cercospora beticola is the source of this 3221-nucleotide messenger RNA. RefSeq names its product M1 family metallopeptidase. Gene Ontology annotation, biological process: peptide catabolic process; proteolysis. Gene Ontology annotation, cellular component: cytoplasm. Gene Ontology annotation, molecular function: metalloaminopeptidase activity; peptide binding; zinc ion binding. Lineage: Eukaryota; Fungi; Ascomycota; Dothideomycetes; Mycosphaerellales; Mycosphaerellaceae. The record is from RefSeq and is a predicted model, not a curated record.